Molecule: messenger RNA, 933 nt
Organism: Serendipita indica DSM 11827
Lineage: Eukaryota; Fungi; Basidiomycota; Agaricomycetes; Sebacinales; Serendipitaceae
Source: the annotation of a GenBank genome assembly
AUGGAUUCGCUUGACUUGUUCCACAUCCGUCAAAAGUAUUAUCUCGGAUCCUAUCAGCCUUUGCAGGCGGCAGAUUUGCCAGACAAACUAUCACCAGAUUACCGUCCGACGCUCCUCUUCAAAGCCCGAGCACUUGUCAAGUCAGAUCCUGAUGGAGCGAUAGCAUUGCUGCCCAAAGACGACGUGUCCUUGCCCGCGCGAAGUGUUCGCUCGCUCGCCUCGUAUUUCAAAGCCUCGCAAGCAGAAGACGAUGGAGCAAAAGAUAAAUCUCUCGAUGAGCUUCGAGAUCUAUGCGUCGAGGUUGAAGGAGAGGAAGUUGAGGACGAAGAAAAAGGAUUAGUGCGAUCUAUCGCUGCGGCUGCAUUCGUUUACGAGGGAGAGAACGAAGAAGCAUUAGAGACCCUGGAAGCGGGGACAUCGACGCGCAAUUUGGAAGGAAUCGCAUUGACAGUGCAGCUCUAUCUAUCCAUGAACCGAAUAGAUCUCGCGCAAAAGGAAUUUGAGAGGGCGAAAUCGUGGGCGGAGGACGAUAUGCUGCUCCAAUUGAUCGAGGCUACUCUGAGCCUUGCAUCGGGAGCAAACAGCUACGCAAACCCACAUUCCUUCUACAACGAGCAAGCCCAUAACCCCUCUCUCGCCUCGAGUCACCUUUUGGCCGCUAGUGGGCUCACGCACCUCCUCCGUGGAGAACACCCAGAGGCACACUCCAGCUUUGCAGAAGCACUGAGACUGAACCCAAAAGAAGGCACAGCCUUGGCUGGUAAGGCGAUAGCGGAAUGGCUGAUGGGAGAGACCUCAAAGGCAGAAGCCUCAUUUGCUGAACUCGAGGAAAAGGAUCCACAAUAUCCCAUGGUGAAGGAGCUAUCAGAAAAGAGCGACCUCUUCGAUGCAUUGGCGACUAAUUAUAAAGUCCCUACUCUUGCUACGGCAUGA